Messenger RNA from Centropristis striata (black sea bass), 1097 nucleotides. RefSeq names its product urokinase plasminogen activator surface receptor-like. The record is from RefSeq and is a predicted model, not a curated record. The coding region runs from base 90 to 728 and encodes 212 amino acids. Lineage: Eukaryota; Metazoa; Chordata; Actinopteri; Perciformes; Serranidae. The transcript has 5 exons.
UCUGAGAAAGAGGGCUGCUCCUUCUCUGGACAGCUACUUAUAGCUGUAACAGGUCAAAGUGAAACUCAGUUGUGUCCCAACAUCUCAACAUGCGUCUUCUUGCACUGAUCUUUGGGAUUGUGUUUCUCCCUAAAGUCUACACUCUAAAAUGUCAUGAGUGUGUACCGGGGAUGACAGGAACCUGCGAAGACAAACAAAAAGAAUGUCCUUCCAAUCAGAAGUGUGGUGCAAUGAGACUCACUUCAUAUGUUGGAGGCAAUAAACUGGUUGAUAUCAACUCGAAAGGAUGCAGUUCUGCUGAAGAAUGUGUCGAGGCCUCGGCCAACUUUGGAGUGAUCAGAACUGCAAUUGCUAACAAGUGCUGCAGCUCUCCACUGUGCAACGCCAACCCGGCCCCUGAACCCAGCAAAUCCACUCCAAAUGGUAAGAAGUGCUUCUACUGUGGAGCCAUGACAGGAGAAGGACAAGACUGCUCUAGAACUCUGGACUGUGAGGGUAGUGAGGACUACUGCAUCUCAUCAAAAAUGACUGUUGCAGAGACAAAGGUGACUAUGAAGGGCUGUGCCUCCAAAUUACUCUGCUCAGGCAAUUCAACUGCAGAGAUAUCACAAGUCACUGGAGGAGAAAUUAGCUGCUGUCAAGGGAACUUCUGCAACAGCGCCAGCAGCACAAGUGCUGGCCUUCUGCUCCUGGUGGCACCGCUGCUCUCUUUGAUGGCGCUCUUCUAAACGGUGGAGACGGCAGCACCACUUCAGUGUGGCCUCAUAAUGCGCACACCCAUGUCCUUAUCAUUCCAACCAGUGAGUUAAAAAGUUUAGCAGCAAAGUUUUAAAAAUACAAGUGGUAAAGUUGUGAUUUCAGCUUCUUUUCUCUUCUUCUUCAUGUUGGCUAUGGAGAAAAUAAAUGUCUUGCAUAGUAUGAUUGUUGACACCAGCUAAUUAUUUUUGUCUUAAACAAGAAACAGGAAGAAUGUAAAAAAAAAAUAAUCAUGCCAUAUUUCUGUUCUGAAGUGCUUUUCUACACUUGAAACCUGUUUUUAAUAUCAAUUAUCAAGAAUAUUUUGAUGCUACUGAAAAUCUGAAUAAAUACAUUUAUAA